AGUAGCAGUGGUUUCCAAACAUGUGCUUCAGUGUAAAUAAUCUAUGCUAAUUUUUCUUCUCUGCCUGAUGUAGACAUGUGUGAAGAACCUGUUAACAAGGAUGGAAAAUAAGUUGGGUAUACCUAAUUGUUUAUUAUUUGGCCUGGAAGUUACAUGCUGGAGCAAAUGUAACUGCUCACAAAAUAUUUUUUUGCACUUCUAUGUGCAUUGUGGUUUAUUCAGUAGUGGGUAGGGCAGAGAAAGGUUAUAUUUAAAUAGUUUUUUUUAAGACUUUUCUCUAGUAAUAUAUUUAAGAAGACCUCUCUCUAGUAAUAUUAUAUUUAAGGUAAAUUCUCUCUAGUAAUGUGUUUAAAAGAGAUGCCUCUAGUAAUAUCGUACUAAUGCAGGACAUAAACGUAACCUCUAAUUUUUUCUCUGAACAAGUGUCAUAAUUUCUGAUAUGUGCUGAUGUACAUUUCUAGUGUUUUAUUUUUUUUAGAAGAGUUUUUAUCACAUAAAUAUUAAUUUCUGUACUCAUGCAUUUGGUGCGUAGUAUGGCACCUGUGAAUAUGGCAUCUCCCGUCUCCUCUUGUACCUAGAAGAAGGGCCAACGCGGAGUGAUGCCUCGCGACCAUUCUCGUACUGAAGAACUGAACUGCCGCUGAAGGUGUUGUACGAGUGCUGCGACACACCCCCUUCCCACCCCCUCUAGGGUUGGGGCGAUGCGGUCAGCUUGUAGCAUCUAUGGUAGAGUUGGUUGUUGCUUGUAUAUUGGGUCUAAUGGAGAUAUGUGAUUUUUUUUUUUAAAUGUUUGUUUCAAUAUUUGUGGUUGGUCUGUUAACAGGCAGUGAAUUUUAAACCAAGGCAGCAACUUUGAUAUACGUAAUGCUGUAAUCUCGGAUGUAGCCAGGAGGGGAAGGGGUCCCCUCCCUUCCAGGAUUAAAAAAAGAAUAUAAACGAAGAUAGGAUAUAAAAAAAAAUUCUAGCAAUUUUUAUGACAGUUUGCUUUAGAACAUACUAUUAAAGCCAAUUAAAUUAUCAGCCAAAUAUGAAAUGUUUAAAUCAAACCCACAAUAAAAUACUUGACCUCCCUCCUCCCUCCCCCUCCACAAGCUUCUGGCUGCGCCCCUGCUGAUGCAUUAGAGAAGCAUAAAGAGCAAUAUGCGAGUGUACUUGAAGGUUUCCCUGAUACAUUGACUGCAGCACUGGAACCUGUGUGUGGCAGUGAUUGUCACUGCUCCUGUGUUGGCGGAGAAGCAACAGGCAGGGUUGGGAAAAAACUGGUACUUCUUUUGAAGAAAAAAAAACAGGGUGCCUGCGAAGUAAUCGCACCCAGGCAAAGACACACGAAGCAAUUUAGUUGCCAGUUUCAACAUGGCUAACACGGAACUCUGGGUCUUAGCAGCCUUGGGAAACAUCCGGACAUUUAGGUCCCCACCACCUCCGGCCGGGAGUCUAAGUACGUCCAGUUCUGCAUGUGUCAUUUAGCAGAGAUGAUGGUUUGUUUAUCGGUACAUGCGAAGGAAUGUUUUAUGGAUUCAUUUGGUUGCAGAGUAGAGUUAAAAAAAUGUAUGAUAAUGCAUUGCACUGGUGAGUGAGUGAUAACUCUCUCAUAAGGCCCAUUAUUACUGUGAUUAUAAUAUUCAGCCAACAGUAGCUAAUUAUAUUAGCUAUUUAUAUCAGUAAUUAUAUUGUUACAUUUUAUUAGUAUUUUUAUAUGGAUGUAUCUUGUGGGAUAAUUCAACUGCAUGAUUGACUUUUGAAUUUUUGUGAUCAUAUUGGUAAAUUUUCUUCUUUUAUUAGUUAAAAUCGGUGAAGAAGCUUUCAAAACUAUUACAAAAGUUAUUUUGGUUCUCAGCAUGUUCAGAUGAAAGCUAUACAACAUCCCGCUUUCUCCCACUCAUGUUGGAACAAUAAUAGUUAUAACGUCAAAGAACUGAAUUCCAGCAAAUCUGCACAUCUGACUGUGACUUGACUACAGAAAGGGUAUUUACAGUACAGUCGUGGAUUGCCCACAAAUUUUUUUUCGUGGGGAAAUUUUUUCUAAUAAAUUUAAUUAUUUCCCUUUUUUUUUACAAUUAACUACAACUUAUUCAUACAAUUUAAUUAAGAUCUUGAUUAGUUUAUACUGUGUUUUAUUGCAUAAUUGUAACACUAUCAUUAAAAGUUGGGGGGGAAAGUUCUUGCAUAAAUUUUGCAUAAUGUUUUUGGUCCCGCUGUUAAAUUAAGAGCACUUUGUGUAGGUAGUUUUCCCAUAUAUAACGAUGGAUUUUAAAGUUGAAAUUUAAUAUUCAUUAAAUUUUACAGUUUGCUUAUUAAAUUAAAUACAAAGUUGUCUGAUGUGUAAAUUUUCUUUUAAAACCAUUUUUGUCGCCGCUGUGUACCACUUGAAGAAACGUAGCCAGUGCUAACUGGCAUCAUUCGUGUUUGGUUACGUUGCUGCCCAUAUGGAGCGCGCUCACGUAGUCUAAUAUCAAUAGCUUGCCGAUUGCAUGCAACGCGCGCACUGUCUAGUGCCUAGUUAACUACGGUAGAUAACCCCUUUGUUUCGUGGUGUGUGCUAUGAUGACAGUUAUGUAAGUUCCGGCUCACUGUUUUGGUUUUUCUAUUAAAGUUGAACAAAAAAAUUUUUUUGUAUGAUUUAUUAAUUUUAAUAUUUUGGUGUGCUUUUGAGUACUUUACUAUUUAAAUAGGUUUUGUUUUUAUGAAUAACUUUACCUAACAAAAAAAGUUUCUUUUUCUCGCAUAAAAGUUGCAUCCCUACUUUUUAAACUUGAUUUUAGUGUGAAAUGUGCGACAAUUAUGCGAUAAAACACAGUAAUUAUUUGUUUCCGUGAAUCACAAGAAACUUGAUGAGCAAACUUUUGUUAUUAUAGUGAAAUUAGACCUUUCAUUAAAAUUUAUAAAGAUAUUCUAUUUAAAAAUAUGUUUUUGAAAAAAAAAAUUUUUUAAAAGACUACUUGAUUUAAAGUAUGGUUUAAACCUUUGUUCAAACUAUCGUGGUUUAAAUCAGCCAACCCUGUCAGCAUGUUUUCUUGUACGUUGGCGAUCCCUUCUCCGCAAGUGUUGCAGGCUCCAGCAUUAUCCAUCCACUGCACUUUAAUAUCUAGAGAUUCCAAAGUGUUUUUGAAAACAAGGUUGUGGUUGAAAUGAAAUCCUCCUAAUGGCUGUUAGUUCACCAGUCAUGAAUAUGUACAUCGGAAUGUAGUACAAUGUACUGCAGAUAAUAUACAGCACAAGCGGUAUGUUCUGUAGUUAUGUAUGUUCAAUAAAGUUUUAGUAGGUUAGUUUUAUUUGUAUAUGUAAGUUAUAUAUAGUGUGACCAUGAAUUCUGAAGUAAGCCAAUUGUGGUUUUACAAUUAUAUUGUAUGUAUAUAUCAUCUUUAUCAGCCAGCAUGUGGCCAGGUUAGCAAAGUAAACUGCCUCACUGCACCAUUCCUCAUCCUUCACUUAAUUCCCGUGUUUAUAUAUGUAUAUGUAUAUAUAGUAUGUGUGUAUAUAUACACACACACAAUGUGCACAUACAAAAUAAUAACCAUUAAGAGACAGUUUUAACAUUGUAAUAGGCAAUAACAAACAGUUACUAUUUAAAUUGUGUUUUUUAUUUGCUUUGUGUGCAUGGUGCUAUAUAGAUAUGGGCAUAAAAUGCUUAGAAAAUAUGAGGGGUUUUCUUAUUAGUGUCCAUUGUAAUCAAUAUAUUGGUCUGUUGAAUUAAAAGCAUAUAAAUAAGGAUGUAAUUAUUAUUAAAAUAUUACAACUUUAGAUGCAUUUUGCAUACCUUGCAAAAGUUAAAUCAUGGCUACUAGUGAAAUUUUUAAUAAAUAUUAUUUCAGUUGCUUUUGUUUUCUGUUCAAUAGCACAUUUUCAAGCAUGUUGUAAUAGGUUGUAUCAGAAGUAUUAACACUUGCUAAGUGAUAAAACACUUUGAGUGUUGUUAUUACAGGGUAUUUAAAUCACUCCAUUGUACUUUGCAUGUAUGCUUUAUUUAAUUUGGAGCAAUUCACCUGUUAAAAUUACAUUUGGUGUUUAUAGAUGCUUAAUAUGUUAAUUUAAAAUGUCAUUUUAUAUAAGUACGUAGUGCUUUGUAUUUGCUUAUUUUAGUUUCUUUUAAUUUCUGUUUAGUCGUUUAAACACUUUGGCUAGAGCACAAAAAAAAUUUGUAGUUGCUACUGCAGUAAUGAAAUUCUCUAACACACGUGCCUUUGAUAAAGGCAGAUAAUAAUUUGGUUCUUUAUGUCGUCUCGUAAUAUGUAUGUAUACGUAUGUGUUUAAUGUUUAAUUAAAUGAUUCUGUUUCACUAAAUAGGGUGGAAAACAUUGCCUUAGUAUGGCUUAUUUACAGUAAUUUUACUUGCUAUUUUAAGAUGAUGUGAAAUUUUUUUAUUGGAUUGUUGAUUGUAAAUAACUGUGUAUAAAGGCUUUUUUUUUUCUUCCCUUUUUUUUUUAAAAUAAAUUGGAGAAUACCUAACUUUUUUGUUUUAAUUUUCCUGUCUUUUGAAAAAUGAUUGAAGUUCUGUGCCAUUUCAUAGGCCUUUUACAGAAGUUGUGUGCUGCUGCUAGCGAGGUACCCUCUGUUCGUGAGACAUCGUUGAGUUCUAGCAAAGGGUUGUCGUACACACACAACGCGAUCCUGCAGGAGACGUACGAGCGGCGCUGCACGCUGGGACGCGCCGAGCUGCUGGUGAUCUCGGCGCUGACCAAGGGCGCUGAUAAUGACGAGCUGGGCGCAGCCACGCACCUGGGCUGGCGCGCGCACUUCCCCACGCACCUGGACCUCACCAUACGGCGCGCCAAGACCAACACCCACUGCACCGACGUCAUCGUCGAGUCGUGGACCCCCUUCCCGCCGGAGCCGCCCCCUCGGCCGCAGAAGAAGCUCCUGUACGAGCGCGACAAGGACUACUUCGAGCCCUACAUGGACAACUUGCACUCGCCCAAGAAGGGGAUCGAGUCCGGCACGGCGCCGUCGGAAGAUUCCGCGCUCACGUUCGAGAAGACCACGUACUACUACGAACCGUACGUGGAGGAACUUCUGGACGUGAAAGUCGCGCCCGUCGAGGAGGAGGUCCCUGAAGGAGAAGGUGGAGACUUGCAGCCGAGUGGUGAGCUGGCCGACGGCGAGACCGGGGAGGCUGAGCUGGCCGACGGCGAGACCAGGGAGGCCGAGCCGGACCCGGACGCUGUAGACGUGAACAACAGAGAAAUACAGACGGCCAUUUCCUUGGGAGACAACCUGCUGUCGGAGUCCCUCGCUUCGAUGGACGACGAUUCAGUGACGGUGAUAGAAAAUGGUGACGAAGAUAACGCGACUACUGCCUCGGCUACGGAGGAAUCGGUAGCGGAUCGCGAACUUAUCAUUAAGACUGAUAUUUUGGACCCGAUGAUAAAAUCUGUCGGACUAGGUGGGAAGAGAAAGCGAGGACAAAUGGCAACGAAGGAAGAUUUACAAUUGUUUGAUGAACCCAGGGUUUACUACGAGCCAUACAUGAAUCGUUUAGCAAAAGAAACUGACGUGACGGUCAGCUUGUCAGACUGGGAUGACCAGCCUGAGCCAGAUAUAGCAGAAGAACCUACUCUGCCAAUGUGGGAUAAGGAUUUGAAGGUACCGCAGGAUGGCAUACCACAGCAAUUUGAUGAAGACUGGGAAUGGCUUGUUAAAAAUAACGAAUCUCUUUUUCUGGGGAAAGAUUAUGAAGCUGUGCUUGACAAAUUUAGCAUGGACCCUUGUGGCGAGUUUGGUUUUGUGUGCGGCCCAGUGCCUGAAAUCCGGAGUAUUACAUCAGCAAUAGCUCAGCGUUCUCCAGAGAUUAUGCACUUACUCCAAAAACUUGGACCAGUGAAGUCGAAGCGGUGGCUUGCCUCCAUUGGAAGGGAAUUAGCAUCUCGGACUUCCGACGAAGAAGUUGAUGUGAACGGACUUUUAACAGAGAUAUUCCCAGAAGUUAACGAAAGGACCAUUGCUGUUCAUUUGCCGGAACAGAGUUUGAAUGGCAAGACUUUGAUAUUACAGUUUGGUGAUAUGAAAGUUAUCAUGACUUGCAACGAAAAUUCUUCAAAUUCAUCUUCAGUUACCACAAAACUAAAGUUAAAUUUCUCCAAGCUUGUACAAGAUUCAAUUAUUAGGCACAAGAUAAAGACUGUUGUAAAGAAAUCUGGGUUGCGUACAGUUGUAGUUUUACGCUGUAAGAAAGUAUUUAUUAUAGCAGUUGGAGCAAACACCAUAGUAAAUAAAGGCUUGUAUUUAGAUCCAAGAGAGGUGCCUAGGAAGAUUGUUACUUACCAGUUGUUGAAAAAUGAAGAAGAGCAACAAGAAACUGAGCAACUUUUAGUACAAGGGGGAGCUCCCUUUUUCAUUACAGUUCCAGAAGAAAACGAAGGUGGUGUGUUCAAGAUGCAUGGAAAGUCAGUAGAAUUUGAGUACAACACAGCCAAGGAUAGCUGCGAGUCAACAAUGCUAGCAAUUGGAGGACGUGCUACCAAGCUCAGUAUACCUUUUGAAGAUGGUGUUCUUUCAUGCUCAGCAUCACUUCGUUACAGGGCUGUUGGAAAUGACAUCGAAGACACAGUUCAAAUAAUUGAUUAUGACUCUCAAAACCAAAUGGUAUUUUUUAAAGUAGUUGUGGGGGAUGAUAUUAAAGUCGUGUCUACUAAAAAUAUACCUCCUGAAGGACCCGACAUGAUAGUUAACCUACCAUUCACUCCAGGUGUGACAAAGUGUCGGAUUAUAGACUACGAAAGCGAUAUUGGCGAAACCAUUUUUGGAACUAAAGACAUAUCGUGUGAUGAGGGGUUUCAACUUGGACCUUUAUCAAGGAAUGGUCAAGUUGCGGACAUAAACAUGCAAGAUUUGCAUGAUCCCAGGGAACACUACAUAUUUUCUAUAGAUGGCGAGGAACAAUUGAGAUUCACAAGAACGUAUAUCGGCGGAGAGCCAGCAGUAAUAGUAAACAUCCUGGUUCCAGACAGAGACAAGCAUCUUCUAGGUCUAGAAGUUGUGCCAGACAAAUUAUUGUUCCUAGUCCUCACGAUGUUUCCACCGCAGUCGGAUCUUAGCUUUGACAUCCCGAUCACGCGGAGUGGGAUCUUCUUUCAAGGAUUGUUUUGUUGCGAAUGCAAGGAUGAACCUGAUAAAAAGCCUGAGGGGUCGUGUGACACUGCAUUUAAAUUGUCUUAUAAGGUUUUUGUUGGGGGGAAGGAGACACUUGCAUCAAGUGAAACUACGUUGAGAGAAGGCACACCAGUAGAUUUAGCCAUACCCAUUAACGAAUUUAGAAUGUCGAUGGACAAGUGUAACCAGCCAAAAAUUCAGCUGAAGUUAAUCACAGAGGGUGAUUGUAACGAGUUAUCUAAAGCGAUCGUAUCAGUCACACUCGGCAGUUCAUUAUUGCUGUUGCCUCUCAGGAAAGAUUCGUGCACCGAGCAGACCGAGCCAGAAGCUCCACCGCAAACGGAGAGCGAUCCACCUUUGGAGUCGUCCAAGUCGGAGCCCAUACAGCAGAACGGCUCUCUCGACAGCGAGGCCGAGUGCCAGCCUCCAGACGACGGACAAGCUCCCUGCGAGGCGGACAGGGACGAGGAGCCGUCGACGGGCACCAAGAUCUCCAUGUACACCAAGACGUGCUGCCGGCUGACCACCGGUCCGCGCUCCACCAGCGCCAUCGUCCAGGGGCAGUCGAACCAGAGGGUGGUGGGGUCCACGCUGGUCUGCUCCAAGACCACCACCAUAGUGCAGACCCCGCUCAGGCCUGGCCUCCAGGGGAGCGACGAGGCCUCGGCGCAGUGCGCUGUCGAGCCGGCGUCCCCCGGUGCCGAGAGCAGCGUGACGCCGGCUGAGGCGGAGGGCCCCGAUCUGGGCUCGCUGGAAAGCGGCGCGAGUCCUCAAGAAGAGGGCAAGCUGGAACCAACACCAGAGCAGGUGACCCCGAGCCCGCCGGCGGACACUGAUGUCCUCACGUGUCCUGGAGACGAGGCCCUUCAGGAGCCGGCGCCGGAGCAGCCGGUGGACACUGAUGUCCUCACGAGUCCUGGAGACGAGGUCCAGCAGGACGACCCCUCCAGCCCCGCUCCUCCAGAAGAGGCCCCCGAAGUGGCACAGGACGCCCCGGGACCUGGGGAGGAAUGCCCUGCUGGCGCCGACUCGCAGAUGUCGAGCGGCAGCACGGAGACGGUGCGCAUCGGGCACAAGAGGUGCACGCGCUACCACGUGCAGGUGAGCAGCACGACGGAGGCGCGCGCCUCGAGGAGGAGCCUGGGCGAGGACUGCCCGGGCGCCGACCACCCGCCGGAGCUGGCCGACCUGCUGUCCCUCUACAACCCGGAGCUGACGCCCAUGAUGUGCAUGCUGUGGCGCAUGCAGCGCGACAUCCGCUCGCUCGCGCGACGCAGCAGCAGCCGCCAGAGCAGCCGCUGCAGCGAGUCCGUGGCGGGCCGGCGCGAGUCAGUCACGCUGCCCAGCGACAGCUGCGUGACCGUGGAGGUGCUGUCCCGGUCGCCGUCCACCCGCCAGCCCUCGCCCGCCGCGGCCAGCCAGGCGUCGGACGACUCCCCCGGGUCUCCCCGCUGCUGAGCCUCGCUCGCCUGUCGUCUCCUGCGCAAUAAACAUGUACACCUUGUGACCCUGUGCCAACUUAUUGCCUUCAGGGGGAUCUGGGUAACAACCACGAUUUCUUUACAUCACUCCAGGUGAAUGUUGAUGAGACGGUGCUGUACAAUAAACCUUACCCCAUUG
Bacillus rossius redtenbacheri is the source of this 8706-nucleotide messenger RNA. RefSeq lists its product as uncharacterized. Lineage: Eukaryota; Metazoa; Arthropoda; Insecta; Phasmatodea; Bacillidae. The transcript has 3 exons. Bases 4480 to 8544 code for a protein of 1354 amino acids. The record is from RefSeq and is a predicted model, not a curated record.